Molecule: messenger RNA, 1326 nt
Organism: Aspergillus niger
Lineage: Eukaryota; Fungi; Ascomycota; Eurotiomycetes; Eurotiales; Aspergillaceae
Exons: 3
Coding region: 1-1326 (441 amino acids)
Source: RefSeq, a predicted model, not a curated record
AUGUGCCGGCGGUCGCUUGAGCCGUUAGCCUCGCCAUCCAUCAAGCUUUCCCUUCUUCUUGACAUCCAUCCGGCAUUCAUGCGACAAAAUCAGUUGAGGACAGGAUUGUAUCUUAAAGAUGGGUCGGAGCACCUGGAGGGCUCAAAGCUGUCGGACUUGCCUGCUGCGCAAGGUCAAGGUGAGAUAAUUGUGGUCCAUCGACCGAGACAACUAGUGCUGAUGCCUUACUUUCCGGGCACGCCAGUGCGACAAGACCCGGCCUGCUUAAGUCACACACGUCCCAUGAACACCGCCAUCGCUGGACGGAACGGUCGAUCCUUGAUGGUGUACCAGCACCAAGUACAAUUGGUCUCGAUCUUUCUGCGCGACUACUUACCCCCGGAGGCUCCAGAUUCGACGAAGCACCAGUCGCCUGUCCACUGGGUAGAACUAUUUUCUUCCUUCGUUCAGUCCGAGUCGCCAGUCGUCAAGACAGCCCUCGCUGCAUUGACACUUGUACAUAUGGCCUCCUUGCAACAGGACGACGCGCUGGCACAUAACAGCAGACAACAUUACGUGCAAGCAAUGCGGCAAAUAUGUGCACUAACAGAAGUAGACUACUGCUCUGAUCUCGUCCGCACUGCCAUGAUCCUUGCACUCUACGAGGUCUGCGCACAACCAUCAGGGCAAGACCAUGCAUGGAGUGUCCACGUUCAGGCAGCCUGCAAGUUAGCUAGUGAAUCCAACACCGCUACGGAGAUGUUAACAGCACAGGAUUUGCGUCGGCUUCGUACUAUUGAGCCGUCAGCUAAUAGGUUUGACAUACUCCUCGAUAUACUGUACGAGUUAGGUCAACUACACAGCUAUUCACAACAAGAGCUUCGUCGCAACAAGAUUACGUGGGACUCUGCAACAUACUUGAUACGAGUGUCUGUCAGUCUCGAGCGAAAGCUCUUGCACUGGAAUCACGAAUGGCAGUCAGAAAGCCGCUAUCCUUUGUUCAUGAUCGUGCCACCCACAGCGGGACCCACGGCCACACCGUCUGGCAAGCCGGAAGAGAAGAUGUCUAUACCGAAAGCUGAUGAUGUGCCGCUGUUAUUGUUCUACUGGCUGGGAAUGACUAUGGUUUAUGCUACGAUAGCCAAGGUAUUGCGAGGAAUCCAAGAUGUUCAGCAUGUACCUGCAACGAUGUUAGAGCGACGUCUGGCGAAGGCUACCGGUCUCUGCCAUCGCUUUGUUGGCCGCAUAUCCCAGUGCCAGGUGGGAUGCGCAGACAAGGGGCUGGGGACUAUUAUACUGGCAGCGGCGGUAGGCCAAGCAGCGCAGAAACUACAGUGUCGACUGUAG